UCGGACCUUGGCGCUACACUACCUCAGCGCACAGUGCAUCCAAUCUGUGCCGGAGGUUCGAGAGGUCAGAUGUGACCCGAUAGACUCCAAAAUCCUCAAAAUUAAGAUAAAACACACAUUGGUGACUUUGGUUAGACGUAGCCAAACAUCAGGGGAGCUGACGUCUGAUGCCGCCCGCGGCGUAACUGUAGCGAGUUAUCAAACCUCAACAAGUAAAGCCUGAAAUGAACUGAUGUUUUACAUAAUCUGGGAGGAACUGGUGUAAGUGCUGCACUCAAGUAGCGCGCAUUCACAUGCACGCCUCUGGACUUCAACUCUUGUGCGCGCUAUCCGGCGAAGAGCGCUAUGCGGCUGCGGACAGCGCGCGACUGGAUCGGCACUGGCGUUUGGGCAGAUUCGUCAAAAGCGAGAUCUGCAAGUUAAAGUUCCAGUGCAGAAGAUGACACUGUAAGCUGUCAGCACAGAGGUUCUUCAUUUUGCAGAGUAAAAACUAUGCUGCCGAAAGAGCAACACAGUGAAGGCAAGGCAGCCAUAAUCCCCAGUUAUGAACAAGAAGUCAAGCCCAUGAAGAAAGAAAAGAAGGAGGUCGUGUAUGUGGACCCACCAGAUGGAGGAUGGGGUUGGAUGGUGGUUCUUCAUUGUUUCCUGGUGAACGUGUUGGUCAUGGGCACGCUGAAGAGCUUCGGGAUCUUCUUUGUGGCUUUGCAGGACGAGUUUGGAGGCUCGUCCGAGAGCAUCAGCUGGAUCGGAUCCAUCAUGUCCAGCCUCAGGCUCUCUGGAGGUCCGUUGGCCUCAGUGGCCUGUGCCAAGUUGGGGAACAGAGUUACCUCUAUAGCGGGGGCAUUUCUCGUCAGCGCCGGCUUUCUCUCCAGCAUAUUUGCCCCCACUGUGAUCUACCUUUACGUUAGCAUGGGGGUGGUCGUAGGUCUUGGGUUUGCUCUUCUGUAUCAGGCCACAUCUGUAGUUACAGUGACCUAUUUCCGAAAGAGAUUGGCAACUGCAUAUUCAAUUGGACGCUCUGGCAUGGGUUUGACCUUUGCCCUCGCUCCUUUCACUCAACUGCUUUUGGAUCAGUAUGCCUGGCAGGGAGCUCUGUUGAUAUUGGGUGGUCUGAUGCUCAACCUGGUGGCCUCUGGGAUGCUUCUGCGUCCCCUUAAUGUAGCACAUCCUGCCUCUCCAACCCCAAACUCCAUCCCGCACAAGGCUCCCGCCGGUCCCUUGAGCGAAUCUGAGAAAGACAUUUCUAGGAACAGCCUCAACGGCAACACACCUGUGUCCUAUGUUUUUUCCAAAACUGAUAGCUCACCCUCUGUUCACAGGGACACGCUUAUCAUUGAGAACCCGGCACAUGAACGGAAUCUGGAAAAUAAAAAACACACCCAGAAUGGGGUAAAUGGAACAGACAACAGCCAAAUUAAAGUUUCCCCUGACUUGAAUGGGGUAUCUCCUGUAGAUGGUUUACUUGAUAAGACCAGAACUGAAACCCCACCUGAAAACCCUCAAAAAGUGUUGGACUUCUCUCUGUUGAAGAACCCUUUCUUUUGCAUCUACACCUGGUCGGUGGUCUUCAGUCAGUUGGCUUAUUUUAUCCCAUACUUCCAUUUGUCUGCUAGAGCACGGAAUCUGGGCAUUGACGCCAUGGAUGCCUCCUUCAUUAUCUCUGUGGCAGGUAUAACAGAGACAGUGGCCCAGCUUGCAUCUGGCUGGGUGACGGAUAAGAAUCUGGUUCACAAAUAUCACUACCACAAGGCCUUUCUAAUCCUGUGUGGUGUGGUUAAUCUUCUCUCACCACUGGCCACCUCCUACAUCCUUCUUAUGGUCUAUGCUGUCUUCUUUGCCAUCUUCUGUGGGGGAUAUAUGGCUCUUCUGCUUCCUGUGCUGGUGGACUUGGUGGGUUCUGAGAAGCUAAACAAUUCCAUGGGGUUCUCAAUGUUUUUUGUGGGACUUGGCUGUCUAACAGGUCCUCCUCUGGCAGGCUUUCUGUAUGACUACACUCAGACAUAUGACUGCUCCUUUUACCUGGCUGGGGUUUGUUAUCUGCUCUCAUCGGUUUCUCUGUUCCUGGAGCCUCUGGCGAGACGCUGGCAGGCCAGAAAGAAUCAACUAAAGAUGUUAAAUGAGGAGCCGAUGUGGAGCAAUGGCUGUUUCUGCCCAGUGCCUCAGAGAAACAGUGUCGUAUAAGAACAGGAAUUAACUUAUGGUCGUCUUGUUUUUCUCCGUGCCGUCCAUGCGGUUCAUCCGUCUGAUCGGAAGAGGACCUGACCUGAACUUUUGUAUGAACCGCAGCAUGGCAAUCAAAUGAAUGUUCAUUUGAAUGCAGAGGUUUAUCCAUGACCAAAGCUAUAUUUAUGCUUGAGGACACUACAACUACAAACGUUUUGUUUGCUCCUGAGUGAACAUGUAUUUUGUUGUUUUGACUUUACCGCCACACAUUUUGAAGAAUCAGCACAAGAAUCCUAGAUGGCACCAUGUAUACAGUUUUCUGUAUUGAAUCAUUGCAUAUGUAUUAUGUUUGGUACUGUCAACAAGACUCUAUAAACUGGGUCACAGUGACAGACGUCCUAGAUGACUUUGUCAUUAAUGCCCCUAUUGCAAAAUGUUUGGGCCACAAUCUCAAUAUUCCAGACACGGUCUUUUUCUGGCUGAUGCCAAAUCACUGUUCAUACUGUUUACUACUGACAACGACCAAGAGUUUUUUUGGAACAACUCCCUGCACUUAGAUUAUGAGUGAAAAACCUUCUGAUGCUAAUGAGCCAAGAAUUGCAAGAAUUAGGUCAGUCGGCUUGUGGGUAAAUGUGUUUGAAAUGCAGACCCAUACAGUGAGCAGUUUUAUAGUUUUGGUAAAAUGAUUUCCGUUUGUCGUAGUAAAUAUCUUCCUGUGCAAGUUAUCACCACUGUUUGCCUUUGUAUGCAGUGACUGUGCUAACAACCCUGUAAUGAAAGCCAAAGAUGACAGAUCUAUGCAUUUAAACAGGUCCUUUUAUAUAGCACAUUAUUUGUUGCCCUCUAGUGGCACAUCUUAUGUACUACUACUGGAAUGCUAUGCCAAGCUUUCAGAUGCCUUUCAGCAAUGUUGUUUUAAAAACUGUGGAUUUUCUUUAGUAUUUACCCACACACGAACACGCACAAUACAGUAAAUAGCAACAAAAUCAAAAGUACAUUCUUAAAAAGAUUUUGAUAGAAACACGCCAUUGUUCUGAGCACUAAUAAUUAUGUGGUUUUAAGGCUUUUUACUAUAUUGCUUUUUGUUUGUGUUUUUAAGAAAUGGUUUAGAAGUGUUUCAAUAAUCUUUUAUAUGUAAAUGGUCAUUUAAAAGCUUAGCCUUAAAACAGGAGACACAAUAACACUUUAAAGUCAGAAGAGACAGAGACUUCACCAGCUAGUUCUGUUAGUUAGAGAUUACGGUUGAUUGAUAUGUUAAGGGUUUAUUAUCUACAUUCUUUUAUUUACUUUGAACGUUUUGAAAUAUUUGGUUGUCAAGAUUUGCAGUACCGCAAUUAAAGCCAACUGUGAACAAAGCCAUUUUCUGUGGCUUUUCAUACAAAUGUUUGUUGAUUCAUGAGGUAUGCUUCUUUAUGUUUUCAAAGAUUUGCAUGAAUCGCUGCAUAUUUAGAUGGGAUUGAACAUUUAAACUUGAAAACAAUGUUUGCAAUGCAAUGCAUUGUUAUAUUAGUAAUUACAAUGUUAUGUUCACAAUACAUUCAUUUAUUCCUUGUGGUGUGUUAGCGUAUCAAAAUUACACAUUGUGGUGUAAAAAUAUUUUAUUGAGAACAUUGCAUGUAGUAUAUACAACAAUUGCAAAUGCUAUUUACAUUUAAGAAUGGUUCCAAAGGUCUCAGUUAAUAAUAAAAUACAUAUUUUACAA
Triplophysa dalaica is the source of this 3865-nucleotide messenger RNA. It is a transcript of the gene slc16a4, whose product is annotated as solute carrier family 16 member 4. Gene Ontology annotation, biological process: transmembrane transport; monocarboxylic acid transport. The coding region runs from base 493 to 2181 and encodes 562 amino acids. The record is from RefSeq and is a predicted model, not a curated record. The transcript is spliced from 11 exons. Gene Ontology annotation, molecular function: monocarboxylic acid transmembrane transporter activity. NCBI's taxonomy places the organism in Eukaryota, Metazoa, Chordata, Actinopteri, Cypriniformes, Nemacheilidae.